AUGAAGCUCUCCAACGUCUUAUCAAUGGCUUUGGCCAGUACUACCGGCGCAAAGAGCAUAGGGAAGCCUAAUGAAGUAGACGACCUCGCUGCCGAAGGUCUACAUCGAAUGCAGGCCUACUACUCUGAAAACCCACUACCGAGCCCCGAAAAAUGUACACUCGACAACGUAGCCGUUCGUCGGGACUGGUCAGCAUUGAGCAAACAAGAAAGACGCAGCUACAUCAAAGCCGUGAAAUGCCUAGCGAAACUGCCAGCAAAGACACCCGCGGCCAUCGCAUCAGGAGCAAGGAGUCGAUACGAUGAUCUCGUCAUCACCCACAUACAGCAGGCGUUCACAAUCCAUGGAACGGCUAAUUUCUUGACAUGGCACCGAUACUACACGUGGGCUUUUGAACAGAUGCUGCGAAGUGAAUGCGGGUACAAAGGGUAUCAGCCUUACUACAACUGGGGCCACUGGGCAGACAACCCAAAAGCCUCCCCCUUCUUCGACGGCAGCGACACCAGCAUGUCAGGAGACGGCGCAUACAUCGCGAACAGAUCUUCAGUCUGUUUCCCAUCAACCGAACAGUGCUACAUCCAACUCCAACCCGGAAGUGGAGGCGGUUGCGUAACAUCCGGCCCUUUCAAAGAGUAUGCCACAGCCUCCCACCUCUCCUCAUCCCAACAAAGCCAACUGCUAACACCCUCAUCCAGCUGGAAGAUCAACCUCGGCCCCCUCGCCGCCGUCUCCCUCCCGCCUCCCACCCCAAACCCCCAACCCAACGGCCUAGGCUACAACCCACGCUGCCUCUCCCGCGACAUCUCACUGCAAUCCUCCGCCGAAACCCGCGACUCCGUCGUCGCCGCCCUAAUCAAAGACAACACCACCAUCACCUCCUUCCAAACCGUGCUCGGCGGCGAAUUCGCCCAGGGCAAAAUGGGCCCCCAUGUCGGCGGCCACAACACCAUCGGCGGCGACGCAGGCUCCGAUUUCAUCAAUUCGCCUGCGGAUCCGGCGUUCUUUGCGCAUCAUGCCAUGGUGGAUAGGGUGUAUUGGACGUGGCAGAAUUUGGAUUUGGAAAGUAGGAAAGAGGCGAUUGCGGGGGGGACGAGUGGGGUGGGGGAUCCAGGGGAGGCGGGGACGUUGGAGGAUGUUAUCACGUUGGGGGAGUGGGUUGGGGUUGGGAAUGUGACGAUUAGGGAGGCGAUGAGUACGGUUGGGGGGCCGUUUUGCUAUGUUUAUGUCUAA
This is a messenger RNA of Alternaria novae-zelandiae, 1230 nucleotides long. RefSeq lists its product as uncharacterized. The coding region runs from base 1 to 1230 and encodes 409 amino acids. Gene Ontology annotation, molecular function: oxidoreductase activity. The transcript is spliced from 3 exons. The record is from RefSeq and is a predicted model, not a curated record. Lineage: Eukaryota; Fungi; Ascomycota; Dothideomycetes; Pleosporales; Pleosporaceae.